Molecule: messenger RNA, 3980 nt
Organism: Xiphophorus maculatus (southern platyfish)
Lineage: Eukaryota; Metazoa; Chordata; Actinopteri; Cyprinodontiformes; Poeciliidae
Product: NACHT, LRR and PYD domains-containing protein 3-like
Exons: 12
Coding region: 1-3702 (1233 amino acids)
Molecular function (GO): protein binding
Source: RefSeq, a predicted model, not a curated record
AUGGAUCAGUGUGAGGACAGAGAGGAGGGAGUCCCUCCCUCUAAAACCACUCUGUGUGGGGAAGAUGAGAGCCAGAGCAAAGGUCAGAGGAUCCAUCAGAGACUCAAACCAGAACCAGAACCAGAACCCAGCUGUGUGUCCUUUAAGAGUGACAGGUCAAAGGAUAAAUUCUUUAACUUUAAAUCUCCUGGAUCUCCACCAUCAGAGAGGAUCCAUCAGAGAUUCAAACCAGAACCAGAACUAGAACCCAGCUCUGUCUCCUUUAAGAGCGACGGGUCAAUGGAUCAUCCCAAUCAAUUUAAAUCUCCUGGACCUCCAUCAUCAGAGAGAGUGGACCAGCAGAGUUCAGAGGUUCCCAGUGGUCCAUCUGCCCAGCAGCAUCAAACACAGCUGGACUCCAUUUUUUUGCUGUUGGAGGACAACAUUAUCACUUUUGUGAAAAACGAGCUGAAGAAAAUCCAGAAAUAUCUGAAUCCUGAUGACCCAGAAUGCUCAGAGAGUCAGAGAGAUGAUGAGGUGUUGGAAGGUGAGGAUGAAGAGCAGAGGAGGAGCAGCAGAGAGGCAGUGAUGAAGAUCAUACUGAACUUCCUGAGGAGGAUGAAGCAGGAAAAGCUGGCUGACCAUUUGCAGAGAAAACAUCUUGCUACAGUAAGUUGUUUUGAACAACAACUUAAAUCUGGUCUGAAGAAGAAGUUCCAGUCUGUGUUUGAGGGGAUUGCUAAAGCAGGAAGUCCAACCCUUCUGAACCAGAUCUACACAGAGCUCUACAUCACAGAGGGAGGGACUGGAGAGGUCAAUGAUGAACAUGAGGUCAGACAGAUUGAAACAGCAUCCAGGAAACCACACAGACCAGAAACAACAAUCAGACAAGAAGACAUCUUUAAAGUCCCACCUGGAAGAGAUCAACCAAUCAGAACAGUGAUGACAAGGGGAGUGGCUGGCAUUGGGAAAACAGUCCUAACACAGAAGUUCAUUCUGGACUGGGCUGAAGACAAAGCCCACCAGAACAUCCAGUUCAUAUUUCCAUUUACGUUCAGAGAGCUGAAUGUGCUGAAAGAGAAAUGGUUCAGCUUGGUGGAACUUGUUCAUCACUUCUUUACUGAAACCAAAGAAAUCUGCAGCUUUGAACACUUCCAGGUUCUGUUCAUCUUUGAUGGUCUGGAUGAGAGUCGACUUCCUCUGGACUUCCACAACAAAGAGAUCCUGACUGAUGCUACAGAGUCCACCUCAGUGGAUGUUCUUCUGACAAACCUCAUCAGGGGGAAACUGCUUCCCUCUGCUCUCCUCUGGAUAACCACACGACCUGCAGCAGCCAAUCAGAUCCCUUCUCAGUGUGUUGGCAUGGUGACAGAAGUCAGAGGGUUCAAUGACCCACAGAAGGAGGAGUACUUCAGGAAGAGAUUCAGAGAUGAGGAGCAGGCCAGCAGGAUCAUCUCCCACAUGAAGACAUCACGAAGCCUCCACAUCAUGUGCCACAUCCCAGUCUUCUGCUGGAUCACUGCUACAGUUCUGGAGGAUGUGUUGGAGACCAGAGAGGGAGGAGAGCUGCCCAGCACCCUGACGGAGAUGUACAUCCACUUCCUGGUGGUUCAGACCAAAGUGAAGAAGGUCAAGUUUGAUGGAGGAGCUGAAACAGAUCCACACUGGAGUCCAGAGAGCAGGAAGAUGAUUGAGUCUCUGGGAAAACUGGCUUUUGAUCAGCUGCAGAAAGGAAACCUGAUCUUCUAUGAAUCAGACCUGACAGAGUGUGGCAUCAAUAUCAGAGCAGCCUCAGUGUACUCAGGAGUGUUCACACAGAUCUUUAAAGAGGAGAGAGGUCUGUACCAGGACAAGGUGUUCUGCUUCAUCCAUCUGAGUGUUCAGGAGUUUCUGGCUGCUCUUCAUGCUCAUCGGACCUUCAUCAACUCUGGUGUCAACCUGAUGGAAGAAAGAUCUCAGAAGUCUUCAUUACUUAAUAAAUCUGACCUAAAUAAUCUCCAUCAGAGAGCUGUUGACCAGGCCUUACAGAGUCCAAAUGGACACCUGGACUUGUUCCUUCGCUUCCUCCUAGGACUUUCACUGCAGACCAAUCAGAGACUCCUACAAGGUCUGCUGACAGAGACAGGAAGUAGCUCACAGACCAAUCAGAAAACAGUUCAGUACAUCAAGGAGAAGAUCAGUAAAAAUGUGUCUGCAGAGAAAAGCAUCAAUCUGUUCCACUGUCUGAAUGAACUGAAUGAUCGUUCUCUAGUGGAGGAGAUCCAACAGUCUCUGAGUUCAGGAAGUCUCUCCACAGAUAAACUGUCUCCUGCUCAGUGGUCAGCUCUGGGUUUCAUCUUAGUGUCAUCAGGAAAAGAUCUGGAUGUGUUUGACCUGAAGAAAUACUCUGCUUCAGAGGAGGUUCUUCUGAGGCUGCUGCCAGUGGUUAAAGCCUCCAACAAAGCUCUACUGAGUGACUGUAACCUCUCAGAGAGAAGCUGUAAAGCUCUGUCCUCAGUUCUCAGCUCCCAGUCCUCCAGUCUCAGAGAACUGGACCUGAGUAACCACAACCUGCAGGAUUCAGGAGUGAAGCUUCUCUCUGCUGGACUGAAGAGUCCAAACUGCAACCUGGAAACUCUCAGACUGAGUGGCUGUAACCUCUCAGAGAGAAGCUGUGAAGCUCUGUCCUCAGUUCUCAGCUCCCAGUCCUCCAGUCUCAGAGAACUGGACCUGAGUAACAACAACCUGCAGGAUUCAGGAGUAAAGCUUCUCUCUGCUGGACUGAAGAGUCCAAACUGCAACCUGGAAACUCUCAGACUGAGUGGCUGUAACCUCUCAGAGAGAAGCUGUGAAGCUCUGUCCUCAGUUCUCAGCUCCCAGUCCUCCAGUCUCAGAGAACUGGACCUGAGUAACAACAACCUGCAGGAUUCAGGAGUGAAGCUUCUCUCUGCUGGACUGAAGAGUCCAAACUGCAACCUGGAAACUCUCAGCUUAUCAGGCUGUUUGGUCUCAGAGGAAGGCUGUGCUUCUCUGGCCUCAGCUCUGACCUCCAACCCCUCCCAUCUGAAAGAGUUGGACCUGAGCUACAAUCAUCCAGGAGACUCAGGAGUGAAGCUGCUGUCGGCUGGACUGAAGGAUCCACACUGGAGACUGGAAGCUCUCAGGGUGGAGCCUGCUGGAGUCCCAUUCUUGACACCAGGUCUAUGGAGACUGAGGAAGUAUUCCUGUCAACUCACCAUCGACACAAAUACAGUGAGCAGAAAACUCAAACUGUCUGAAGACAACAGGAAGGUGACACGUGUGGAGGAGCUUCAGUCAUAUCCUGAUCAUCCAGACAGAUUUGAUUUACCUCAGCUGCUGUGUAGAACUGGUCUGACUGGUCGCUGUUACUGGGAGGUUGAGUGGAGAGGAAGAGUUUAUAUAUCAGUGACUUACAGAAGAAUCAGGAGGAAAGGAUACAGUAGAGACUGUUGGUUUGGAUGGAAUGAUCAUUCCUGGAGUCUGAACUGCUCUGAUGGUGGUUACUCUGUCUGGCACAAUAACAUAGGAACUCGUCUCUCCUCCUCCUCUGUCUCUAACAGAGUAGCAGUGUAUGUGGACUGUCCUGCUGGCAUUCUGUCCUUCUACAGAGUUUCCUCUGACUCACUGAUCCUCCUCCACACCUUCAACACCACAUUCACUGAACCUCUGAUUCCUGGAUUUGGGUUCUGGCCCAGUUCUGGUUCCUCAGUGUUUCUGUGCUGAGUUGAGUCUAAAGAGUCUAAAGAUUUUCCUCCUGUCAGAGAAACUCUCUCACUGUUGAACAGAUAGUUCAGUCUCUACAAUCUGUUUCUUGGUGAAACAAUUCUGAUUGAGUCCUUGGAAACUUUUUCUUCUUCCAGUCCUUUAAAUAUGGAAGCUGGAAUUAUUCCAGGAUUAUUCCAGGAAUAUUCCAGGAUCCUCAUGUUUUCCUGUCUGUUUCCAGUCAAAGCUUCACACUGAAUAUCAAGAUGUUGUUUCUCUUAUUUUUUCCUUUCAUUCAU